Amphiprion ocellaris (clown anemonefish) is the source of this 7689-nucleotide messenger RNA. Its product is annotated as ephrin type-A receptor 4-A-like. The coding region runs from base 3365 to 6802 and encodes 1145 amino acids. The transcript is spliced from 19 exons. NCBI's taxonomy places the organism in Eukaryota, Metazoa, Chordata, Actinopteri, Pomacentridae. The record is from RefSeq and is a predicted model, not a curated record. Gene Ontology annotation, biological process: axon guidance; protein phosphorylation; cell surface receptor protein tyrosine kinase signaling pathway. Gene Ontology annotation, molecular function: ATP binding; protein binding; transmembrane-ephrin receptor activity. Gene Ontology annotation, cellular component: neuron projection; membrane.
AAAAUUAUAAGAAAACUUGUGAUGUAACAGACUUUUUAUUGUUCAAACCAACGCUCCAUGGCCUCCGAUGGACUGAACGGUAAGAAGACGAAAAGAGAGGGGGGAAAAUAUAGAAUUAGAAGACCUCUGUGACAUUAAGAAGCGCCCAGAGGUAUUUUAGUCUGGCAGAGCUAACUCCUGGCCAGGGAGACCCCGGAGGGAUACAGUGAGCCAGAAGAGGUGAGGAGAACAGAGGGGAAGAGAAUGGAGUGGUAGAAAGAGGAGUAUUUUUAGGGUGGUCUGUUAUCUGUGGAGAGGAGGGCGUGUGGUAUCACAGCCAGGUCACAUCGCUGAGGGGAGAAACAGCACGAGCUCUCCGCUGAGACGCUAGAUAAGGAGGAGCAGAACAAUGAGAUCUCUCUCCGUCGCUCGUACAUGCACUUAAACAUCCACACACACACACACACAUGUACACGCCGAACAAUCAGCAACCACAUCCACAGGAAGACACGCUGCAGCUCUCACACAUCCUCUCGCGCAUACUCAGAAACCCUCAGCUGUGUUAAAAGAUCACAUCAGGAUGGGUCCUCAGAGCUCCACAGGUGACUGCAGAGAGUGUUAUAGCUCUGGAGGCCGGCAGACAAAACCAACAUUAUCGCUGAAUCUCUUCACCGCGUCUUCCUCGAGCUCCCUCCAUCUAUCUCUCCUCUAUUCUGGCCCUCUUGCGAUGUAAAUGCCAGCAGAACAGAUGGAUGCGGAGAACAUCUCAUCACUCUGACACCAUGUUUAUGCAAUCACAUGCAAACACACCACGCAAACACACUCCACGUGCACACACACAUAUACAGUGCAAGAUGGUUGGUGGAGAUUUCUUCAAUCAUCAAAGUAAGCGCAUGAUGCAUGGUACAAACACACACACACACACACACACACACACACACACACACACACACUUUUGGUGUUUUGGUGAUUUGAUGAAACCUUCUGUUCGCUUCUUCCUUUGUUUAUACUGAACACACACGCACAUAAGCACGGACACAUAUACACACAUGAAUUGAGUAAUUCACCAGACUAGCAGCUGUUAUGGAGAGAACCGGGUUCUAACGGACGCCUCUGACAUGCUAAUGACGCUUUGUCGACCCAAGGACUUCAACCACACACGCUCACACCGUACAGAUUUAGAACGUCUGACUAUUAUCCGUCACAGAACCCAGAGAAUAUCGGUCUAGUUGUGUGAAUAUUAAAUGGUUUUAGCUCCCAGAACGAUGUAGGCACGCCGUGUAGGACUGCAAGCCAAAUGAAACCCUAGCUCACUCCAGGAAUAUCUUAGUGAGGCUUUGAGGGAAGAUCCGUUUUCAACACCCAACACCCCACAGCACUCCACCAGCCACCCACCCACCCAAUCAAAUCCUCACUGGCAAUGCGCUGCUCCUCAUCUCUCUUCUCUGCUUCUUUUGUUCAUCUCGCUCUGCCGCCCACACACCUACCGUCCCUCGGGCUUUUCUCUUUACACUCUCACGCACAUGCACAAAUUUACAUUUGGCUACUUCAUACUUUGCUUUAUUUCUUCCUGUCCUUUCUCUUCUCUUCACCACUAUCAGACACUCAGAGAUUUGGUAUGAAUGCAGGUUCACAUGUGUGCUAGCAAACACACACAGGGCCUAUAUUUAGUGCUUUACAAUACAGAUGUGUGGGCAGCAACCAUCUGGGGCCUCAAAUGGAACAAAAAAAGUCUGUGUCGAUGUGGGUUUGUGUGGCACAGGGCGAAGGGCCAAACUUAAAGUAGGGGUUCGAGGCAGGGGGAAUCAUUGUGGAAACCCCCUCCAGAGAGCUGGGAAUCUCUGGGGAGAGUGGGACAAACAUCCUGACCGUCAUCAAUCAAAACUUUGGUGACACAAAUGACCAGAAACAACGGAGUGUUCUCCAUCCAUGUCACUGUGUCACCUCCGCCCCACAGCCAUGUCCCACCCACCUGCGCCGCCGCCCCAUAGGCCCUCGCCGAACGUUGCUCGAUGCAAUUGGACCGUCGGUCCCCGAGCGAAAUCGUGAUCCCCUCUCGGCUAAUUGGGUCUUUGUGAUUGCGCAGUCUAUCGUGGCGCUGGGGGAGAAUGAAACGUGAAAACGGUAUUAUGGUGGAGGGGGGAAGAGUGGCAGCUCGAAGCGGGGUGAUCGUUUUUGGCGUCUCAAAGUGCCAGAUGCUCUUCCUGGGUCCAUUAUGAUGCCUUACAGGGGAUUGAGAUGGUUUCGGCGUAGCAACUGUGAAGACACAAAAGCAAGAUGGAGACCAAGCGAGAUGGAGAAACACACAAACACGCUUGCGAAUGCAGGCGUGCACAUACGCUUACGUAUGCGCUUAGACAUACAGAUCCUGGUUUAAAACACUCCCAAAAAACCAACCAAACACUUGAUUUUGAGUUCUCUUUGUUGGUGAUUGCAACAGAGGGUAUCAGAACUUACAUUUGUACGUGUUAAUAAGGUUUGAACAAGGCAGAACAUGUUUCUGUUGCACCUUUUGACGUUAAACUGAACAACAGAUUGGGGGAAGCCGCACUGGAUCGAUGCAAAUGAUGCAAAAGUGUUCAUCAAGCUGUGCCUCCAUGGAAAGGGAGGCAGCGUGUAGGAGGACGGGUCAGGAGGCUCUUUGUUUGCUCCACCACAAGUCUGCACGAGGGCUUUAUGGUUGUGACUACGCCUUGCAUCAACUCCAUCUACUUUAUUUAUUAUAUCCAUAUGGGAUUACAACUAUUUCAAACUGUAGGUGACAGAUGGUGGGGGACUGAUUGAAGCUGCCUGUCCUCAUGUUAGCAGCUUUAAAAUAUCCUACUGCCUGCUAUCUAAUAUCCCUCACCAUCCAUUGGGUCUCUCCUCCUCUUCCACCCAACACCCAUCAACAGGUGGCGCUGUAGUCACACUCUUCACUGCUGCUCAGGACAAAGAGCUUCCAGCAACCUCAAGCCCCAAAUCAGGCUGUUCAGCUCUUUAUCAAGAAAUUGUAACACAUUCAUGUUUUGAAAUGCAUGUGACAGACUGUAGGAUUUUUUUUUUUUUUUAAAGGGUGAUGUUUUAUGACCACAUGCCUGCUGGGGUUCUUUAGGUUAUCUUCUGACAGUGAGAAUACAUAACUAGAGCAUGUCUUUCCUCUAUUAUAGUCCUCAUUAGUGGGUUCAAACAGGGGGCUCUGGUAAAAUCAGGGAAAACAUAUGUGUUAGGUUUUACGCAGAUUAAAGUUAUAGUACAAACAGGAAAGAGUGCCUUUGUUUUCCUUAGUAUUUCAAACACAAGAGCCUCCAAAUAAUCAUUCCAACUGAUUGCAGCUAUUUCCAAAAUUCUUCUUCUCACUGUGGUCCACCUUCACUUGCCUUUUUGAGGAAUAUUAACAGUGUGGAUGCACCACGCUGACACAGUACUGUAUGUCAUUUGGCUCAUGUCAUUUGAGUUACCAUUAAGGGAAGCGUCUGAGUGUGAGAGACCGCCCCGGUAUCCGCUGCUGCAUCCAACUCAGCUUUCACACUUGGGUUCAUUCACACACACUUUUCCCACCGGGAUGGAGCCGCUUCAGCCAGCGCGCAGAGCCAACGGGGGACGCACUCGUUUCCACUCGGCACACAUGGCAGCGAAUUUGUGGCGAACGCUCUCCACGUCCAUCUGGAUAAUAACACUAGUUUCAAGUUCGAGGACGAGGAUUUAUCCGCCCAAUGAAGUGACACUGCUGGAUACCAGGACAGUGCCAGGAGAACUGAAAUGGGCAGCCAGUCCUUCAGAGGGAGGGUGGGAAGAAGUGAGCAUUAUGGACGAGAAGAACAUCCCCAUCAGAACGUACCAGGUGUGCAACGUCCUGGAACCCAAUCAGAACAACUGGCUGAGGACAGACUGGAUCCCUCGGUCCGGCGCUCAGCGGGUCUAUGUGGAAGUCAAGUUCACCCUGAGGGACUGUAACAGCCUGCCAGGAGUCACCGGCACCUGCAAGGAGACAUUCAACCUGUACUACCAUGAGUCAAAUGAAGUCAGAGAGAGCUACAUCAAAGAGAGCAGCUUCAUUAAGGUGGACACAGUGGCAGCAGAUGAGAGCUUCACCCAGGUAGACGUGGGAGACCGCAUCAUGAAGUUAAACACUGAAGUGCGAGAUGUAAAAGUGACGACCCGGAAGGGCUUCUAUCUGGCCUUUCAGGAUGUUGGCGCCUGCAUCGCUUUGGUUUCUGUCAGAGUUUUCUACAAAACCUGUCCGCUCACCAUUCGUAACCUGGCGACUUUUCCUGACACCGUUACCGGGGCCGACACCUCCUCCUUAGUGGAGGUCAGGGGGUCCUGUGUGAACCAAUCAGAAGAAAGAGAGGAGCCUAAAAUGUACUGUGGCGCUGAUGGAGAGUGGUUGGUUCCUAUUGGUGGAUGUUUCUGUAGCCCCGGAUAUGAAGAGAAGGGCGGCGCCUGUAAAGCCUGUUCUGCUGGUUUUUAUAAGGCAAAGUCUUCAGAUGCCGGAUGCUUUAAGUGUCCUCCACACAGCCACUCGGUCAGAGACGGAGCAACCGUCUGCGACUGUCACUCUGGAUUCUUCCGUGCCGAUAGUGACCCUCCCUCCAUGGCCUGUACCCAGCCGCCAUCAGCCCCGCAGCAGCUCAUCUCUGUGGUGAAUGAGACCUCGGUGGUCCUGGAGUGGGCCCCCCCUCGCCGGCUGGGAGGCAGAAGUGACACCAGCUACAGUCUGGAGUGUCUCAUCUGUCAAAGCGGGGGCCACAGUCAGACGGGUGGCAGAGCCCUCCCAAGGAAUCGCAGUGUCUCCCUGCCUGAGGCCCAGCAUGGUGGCCCGGCGAUGCAGUCAGACCAAGGCAUUGUGGGACCUGAAGUCCAGUUGGGCAGAGGAGUGUUCCAGAGCAGAGAUUACCCCCGGAUGGGCUCUGGCUCCAUCUCCAGCUCUCAGCUCUGCCUGCCCUGUGGCUCCGACGUGCUCUUCUCCCCAGGCCAGACUGGCCUAAAGACCACCAGGGUGGUGGUGAGCGAGCUCCGGGCCCACACACACUAUACCUUCAUUGUCCACGCUCGCAACGGGGUCUCCCAGGCCAGCGGCGCAGGGGCGGCACAGAGCGUGUCGGUCAGCGUCACCACCAACCAAGCAGCUCCCUCUCCAGUGUCGUCCAUUCUUGCCAUUGAUGUCACCAGACACAGCUUGUCGUUGUCGUGGCAACAGCCGGAUCGACCCAACGGGGUCAUCCUGGAAUACGAGGUCAAGUUCUAUGAAAAGGAUCAGAAGGAGAGGUCCUACCGCAUAAUGAGGACCUUCUCUCGGAGCGUCGAUGUCACGGGCCUCAACCCCCUCACUGUGUACGUGUUUCAUGUGCGCGCUCGCACAGCUGCUGGGUACGGAGAGUUCAGCGCUCCGUUUGAGUUCUCCACCAAUUCAGAUCCCUUCCCUCUGAUUGGAGAGGGAGUUAACUCUGCCUUCCUGCUGCUGUCUGUCAGCGGGGUUGGAAUUUUACUGCUGAUAUCUGCAGCUGUCUUCAUCAUUAGUCGCAGGAGGAGCAAGUACAGCAAAACAAAGCAGGACUCUGAGGAGGAGAAACAUCUAAACCCAGGAGUCAAAAUCUACGUGGACCCGUUCACCUAUGAGGACCCCGAUCAGGCCAUCCACGAGUUUGCCAAAGAGAUUGAUGUUAGCAGCAUUCACAUUGAAAAGGUUAUUGGCAUGGGAGAGUUUGGGGAGGUGUGCAGUGGUCGGCUUCGUGUUCAGGGAAAGAGGGAGAUCUACGUGGCCAUCAAGAGUCUGAAGGCGGGAUACUCUGACAAACAGAGGAGGGACUUUUUAUCUGAGGCCUCCAUCAUGGGGCAGUUCGACCAUCCCAACAUCAUCAGGCUGGAGGGUGUUGUUACAAGAUGCAAGCCACUGAUGAUCAUCACAGAAUACAUGGAAAAUGGAUCCCUGGAUGCAUUUCUUCGGAAACACGACGGCCAGUUUACAGUGAUCCAGCUGGUCGGCAUGCUGCGAGGCAUCGCCUCAGGUAUGAAGUACCUGUCAGACAUGAGCUACGUUCACCGAGACCUGGCAGCUCGAAACAUCCUGGUCAACAGCAACCUGGUGUGCAAAGUGUCUGACUUUGGCCUGAGUCGAGUUCUGGAGGACGAUCCAGAGGCCGCCUACACUACAAGGGAGGCCACUGGGACUUAUCUCUCCCCUGGAGGGAAGAUCCCCAUCAGAUGGACGGCUCCAGAGGCUAUAACCUACAGAAAGUUCACCACGGCCAGCGAUGUGUGGAGUUACGGUAUCGUCAUGUGGGAGGUGGUUUCAUAUGGAGAGAGACCCUACUGGGACAUGAACAACCAGGAUGUGAUUAAAGCGAUAGAGGAGGGCUACCGUCUGCCUGCUCCUAUGGACUGUCCUGUGGUGCUGCACCAGCUCAUGUUGGACUGUUGGGAGAGAGAGCGAGCAGAGAGACCCACCUUCAGCCAGAUACUCAACAUGUUGGACAAACUCAUUCGCAACCCUGGGACUCUGCGUCGGACAGGAGGGGACAGGUACAUUAUGCACAUACCCGCAGGGACCAUGUUGGAGUCGGGGAUGGGUUCAGAGGUGUGUGUGUCGGUCUUACCGGAGGUGUGUGUGCCGGAGUGGUCGGUGUGUGAGUGGCUGCAGUCCAUCGGCUUGGAGAGGUACAGAGACACCCUUGCAGCGGCAGGUUACACCAGCCUUGACAGCCUCCUGGCUCUCACACACCAGGAGAUGGACAGACUUGGAAUAAUCACACCGUCACAUCAGGACAUACUAAUUGCAAGUGUGCAGCAAGAAGUGCUGUCUCAGAUGCAACACAUGCAACACUCGAUGGUUCCGGUCUGAGCCGGCGAACAGAUACAAAAACCUGUUUUUGAGAAGAAUUUCAUUUACCUCAUCUGUGCACUUUAGAGGGACUUUUCACCAGUGGAAAUACAAGGAGCCGAGGAACGUAAGAAUGCGAAGUGAGGAGAAGAAGAUGAAGAAGAGAGAGAAAAGCAGCACUUUUGUGAAUUUCCAUCCUGUGGAGUUUUCUAUAAACCAUGAUCUGGACGUGGCCACAGAUAGCAUUGAGCUACAGAGAGCUGAGAGCGACGCCUCAUCCUCUUAUCCAGUUCUAUUUUUUUCCCUUGUUUUCUUAUCUGUUUCGUGAAGGCUGACGUGCAUAAGCAGAAUGGCUUCCAACUUAUUUUCUUUUGCUGCUUUGUGCUUGACUUGAAUAAACUGUGUUUGCUCGUACGUCUGUGUGUGUGUGUGUGUGCGUGCGUGCGUGCGUGCGUGUGUGUGUGUAGCGUGAAUGCAUCCAACAUGGAAUCUCCCUUGUUAAGAUGUCAGCUUUUGAAUAAUCUUUGAAUAAUCUUAAUAUGCAACGUUAAAGAGAGUGGGAGGAGUCAGACAGAAUGUAUCAUUACAAGCUCUUAAUAGUUUCAUACUGGAGGAUCAUGCUAACAAACUGUAUGAUUUGCUUAUGUUUUGUUUUGUUUUGUUUUGUUUUUUAAAUUUGAAUUGUAUGAAGUAUUGUUUCUGUUAAAUUAGACUUUUAGAUUAGAAUGUCCUCCAUUGGUGUCUGUGUAUACUUCUGUUGUUUAAUGCUAAAAGUUAGCUACAUGAAGCAUUUUGUUUAUUUAUGGUCCUUUUUCUAUCUAGUUUGUACAUUGUAAAAUAGAAACACUGAGGAGAUAUUGUAAUGAGUGCCAUAUUGCAUUGCAAUAAAUGCCAAACCCAUCCAUGUA